AUACGUUGUACUAGUAGCGCCAACAACAAACCUAAGCAGAAGCAUGUUUCCACGCCCUCUCGUACUUGUUGACCCCCAACCUCCAUUAACAAAGUCAUUCGGUAUAUCCGAUCGUCCACUGAUGUGUUCAGAGUGUUAUGCGUUGCUGUGUUUUCCGUCGUCGUCGCACUGCGCAACUGUAACGUCUUCUCCACGUGAUACCGAGAAUCGUUGUGUCGUGCGUCUUUAUGGCUUGCUCUCCUGCUCUCGAGUUCCAGUAUUCACAAAGCCAAUUCAGUUAUGUACGAACUCAUUAACAAGAGAAAAAUUGGGCGUGGUCUGGAGAACGUUCUGUAGCGAAGAAUGCGGACUGCUCACACGAGAAAUAUGCGACCUCCUCGACAUUUUCCCACUUGAUAGGGAGAAGCUGGAUUCGUGUCUCUCAAAUACAACGGAUCUCCAGCGGAACCAUGUAGUUAAUGCUCUACAGAAAUUAAUUGACUAUCCCGAUUCGCCACACCGUCAUUCCACUCGUAGCCUACUCGCAGAAUGGAUGCAAAGAACGAGCUGCUUUCCUUCUGCUAUUGUACUGAAAGACAUUACAGGUAUAAGUCAACUACCGGACUUCUCAGGAACGUUCACCGAUACCUUUUGCGGCACAUAUUCUGGGACAAAGGUCGCUCUCAAGCGAUUGAUCAUCGAUCAUACACUCCCGGCGUCAUCUAGGCAGCACCUAUUCGAGAAAUUCCAUCGCGAGGUAGCCUUGUGGCGUAACCUCGAUCACGAAUACGUCCUGCAAUGCUUUGGUUCAUCCGGUGCAGCGUUCGAAAGAUAUUUGACUAUAGUCUGUCCCUGGGUGCCGAAUGGUAACGUUCGUGCUUAUAUUGAUCAGCACAAAGAUUUCCUCGAAUUGAAUUGGCGUCUCCCUCUAUGGCUGCAUCAAGUAGCACUUGGCCUACAAUAUCUUCAUUCCCAAGGUGUAAUACACGGGCAUCUUUGUGGCCGAAAUAUCCUCCUAGAUUCUGAUUGCAAUGUUCGCCUGGCAGAUUUUGGCAUCACUUCCUUUGCUGAUAAUGAGCCGUAUGAUGCUUACCCUCAUCGCAACUACCUUGUGCCCUGGCUUGCACCCGAGCUGUUUGUCCCUGGUAAUGUAACAUCCAUCCGGCGAUUCACUCGUGAGAGCGACGUCUUUGCGUUCGGAGCUGUGAUUAUCGAGGUGUUCACCAAUCGGGACCCAGAGAACACGCUUGAAUUAGAUGGCAACCAAGAUGUUGUUGCUAAACCACCUUCCCCGCACGGCACGCUUGUAGAGAUUCCUCCGCACCUGCAACGUCUGGCUGCGGAAUGUUAUCUCAUUGACCCCCAAUUGCGACCUUCUGCACUGCAAGUUUGCUUAUCAACUGCUCCGUCUGAUGACCUUCUGUCAACAGCUGCUGGUCCAUUUGGACGAGAUACAAUAAAACCAGUCAUUGAGAGGCUGGGUGCCACUGUUGCCGUACUCGAUACUUCCUUCUCGGAAGUGUACAAUCAUCUCAAACUGCAACAUCGACUGGAGGAUCAUAGCGGUGAUACGUUGUUGGAGGAAUGGUGUUUUCUAUACAAAAACUGUCAUCGCUACUUUGCAUCGUUUCACAACCUCUGCGUCGAUAUUCGAUCAUCUGGCGCAGGUACUCUGUUACCGGCUCUUGAACUGGCUACUACCGUGUGGAGUGAAGGCGAGAUGAAGGAGAACACGCAAGAAGUGGUGUUCCAACGUCACUCGAUGACGAUAACACUUGAUGCCAUUGAGCGUCUACUAGGAGGUAAUCGCAUCCUGCUCGAUACCCUGGCUCAGCUAGCACCGAAAAUCGAUCGUACGAUGAAUGCUCCCCAUCUCAAACUGGAAGGGCAGACGUGGAGGAACCCGAGAAUGUCGAACAGGUGGAAACGUCAUCUGUCAGGAAUUCCCAAAUAUGUCGUUGCCGUAUCUUUGAUCGCAGGCAGAUCAAUCAGCCGACUCUUUCCUUUCGGUCGAGAAUGUUGCACGGCUCGCAGCUCGCAGCAAAUUCAUGCAAGCCUUCCAAUCGACAGUUCCCCAGUAUCAAAGUCUCUACACAAUGUCCAAGAGAACCUAGAUGCGAUAAACGCCAUCUUGCAAUAUAUCAAGACGUGCACGGUGAAAGAAAUCGAAUGGGUUACGAAGACGACUCGACCAAAUCUGCUUAUAGCACCGGCCCACUAUCGCGAUACCACCAUUCCAUUCUUACGAAUCAUUGAGACCCAGGUUUCACCUAACUAGUCACGGCUUGAGUUUACUCUCUCAUACAGUACACAACAAUACACUCUCUUAGAUAUUAGGCUGUGGCCUGGACUAGUGCCGUACUCUGUCACAAUAUCGUUUCAAUACGACUAGCAAAGGGGCAUAGGUACCGAGGAUCGGCUGUAGAUCAUCCACAAAGCCUCCGUCGGGCGAUAAAUCCUGUUCGAAUUGUUACUCGAAAAGUAAUGAUUCAGUACUUGAAUGAAAACCUACUAAAUCGGCACUGAAUGCUAGUGCAUCAUCGAGACUGGCGAGAACGUGCUCCAGGACAUCAGAAACCUGUAACGUAACAUUACUUCGAGUGCAUUCUCUCUAGCUUCAAGCGACUUACUUCCUUCCAAAACGACGCAGCGGCGCGCCAUUUUCUGUCAAAAUGUCCAAAGCUCCCCUCGGGCGGUGUAGUUUCCAGGUCUAUUAUGACAGGACCGCUGACCGUUGCUUGUGUUAUACCAUAAGCCUUUUGGCCGCUAGAUGCUAAAAACAAUGCGAACUUACGGGUUGAGGGUUUGGCGGGUUUGCGUUGACGGAAACGGACCAAUGCCUGGACCGUCAAAAUCUGGACGUGCAUAGGCUUGUCAGUCGAGCAACGGCCGGAUAUUGACAUGAAAAUAAACAAACAAUCUUUCUCAAUCUGCAGAAGUAGUCAUAAGCAAUCGUGCCGUCGCUGCAGCCGAUUGAUUAUACCUUAUUUUGACAAGACUAUCCUCAUGGUUUCGAGGACUCGGAUAAUUGCGUUUGAGUCUUUCGAAGUCGUUCGUCACAGCUACACAGCGGUCUCGCUCUCUCUGGACGAGCUGCAAGAAGCGUUACAUCAGUUGUGAUAGACUUGACAACUCUCAAUGUAUACCUUUCGGUGCCAAAUGAUCUCCCUAUGUAGAGUUUUUAACC
Somion occarium is the source of this 3166-nucleotide messenger RNA. The record is from the annotation of a GenBank genome assembly. Lineage: Eukaryota; Fungi; Basidiomycota; Agaricomycetes; Polyporales; Cerrenaceae.